AUGGUCCCCCGUGCCCGCGCUGUGGCAGAGAACAACGAAGCUCUUGUGCGGGACUUGGACAGGCAAAUUGCCGCCCAUGGCGGACUCGAGAGUUACCAGCUAGCGAGCAAGAAGGGUCAGUCGAAGGAGCGGGGUGGUGAUUCCAGCAAGGUACUUGUGGAGUGGUUGGCGCCUGUGUUUGAAGAGCUGAACCUGCAGCGGCGGAAGCCGCAGAAUCAGGGUGGUGGUGCUAGUGGUGCUAGUGGUACCGGCGAUGGAAAAGGUGACCCAAAAGCUGAAAAGGGAGAGGAGAAGCCGCGACGGCCACCGCCACUACGGUUACUCGAAGUUGGCGCGCUAAGCACCUCAAACACCUGCUCCCGCGUUAGCUUGCUGGAUGUCAUCCGCAUUGACCUUCACUCGCAGGAGAAGGGCAUCCUACAGCAGGAUUUCAUGGAACGUCCAUUGCCCACGUGCGACGAGGAAAAGUUCCAUAUCAUCAGCCUAUCGCUGGUGUUGAAUUAUGUCUCGAAUUCAGCGAGCAGGGGGCAGAUGCUGAAGCGGACAACGGCGUUUUUGACGCCCCCGCCGCCGCUUAUUGCGACGACAGGAGAUGCAGCAUCAGAAAAUGCGCCAGAUGAACAGUCUAAUAAUAGCGCGCAUUUGCCAUCUCUAUUUCUCGUUUUGCCGGCAGCAUGUGUGCUCAAUUCCAGGUAUUUUACUGAGGAGCGGUUGCGGGCCCUCAUGUCAAGCCUGGGGUAUGAAAUGGUGCAGAGGAAAGUGACGUUGAAGCUUGUGUAUUACCUUUGGAAGUACAGUGUCGAUGGUGUUCCUAGGGCUUCUGUUUUUAAAAAAGAGAUUCUGAACCCCGGUGGGAAUAGGAAUAAUUUUACUGUUACUCUGGAUUAG
This is a messenger RNA of Histoplasma mississippiense, 888 nucleotides long. RefSeq lists its product as hypothetical. NCBI's taxonomy places the organism in Eukaryota, Fungi, Ascomycota, Eurotiomycetes, Onygenales, Ajellomycetaceae. Bases 1 to 888 code for a protein of 295 amino acids. Gene Ontology annotation, cellular component: nucleolus. Gene Ontology annotation, molecular function: rRNA (adenine) methyltransferase activity. The transcript has 2 exons. The record is from RefSeq and is a predicted model, not a curated record.